Molecule: messenger RNA, 1135 nt
Organism: Prorocentrum cordatum
Lineage: Eukaryota; Dinophyceae; Prorocentrales; Prorocentraceae
Source: the annotation of a GenBank genome assembly
CCUCCUCCUCCUCCUCCUCCUCCCCGGGGUCUUACGACGUCGUGGCGAAAAGGAGGCGGUGCCUCGGAGAGCUCUGGGGGGGCAGGUUCCCGGCGCGGACUUCGUCAAGGUCUGCGGCUUCGGGAUGGUGGGUUUGACCCUGCUCGUGUACGUACAGGGGUCGCUCAGACCGUAUCUCGGGGGCGUCGACUGCGACAGGGUCAAGACAGGCAUGGACGGCAUGAGCGGGAACAAGGGCUGCGUCUGCGUCCGGAUGCUGCUUGGCUCGCUCUCCCUCUGCUUCAUCAACGUGCACCUGGCCUCGGGCCAGACGGCCUGCGCCGAGAGGAGCGAGCACCUCUGGCAGAUCCUUUCGGACGCCUUCCAGGGCACCUCCAUCCGAGGGAGGGGCAAGCUCCGGGCGCCGAAGAUGGGCUUCCUGCGCCAGUCGAGGUACUUCGCCUGCGACCACGGCCUGCUCGUCCUCUUCGGCGACAUGAACAUCCGCCUGGAGCUGCUGCCCGAGGAGCAGAGGCCCCCUGGCGGGCCCGAGGCCUGGCUGGACCGGGACCAGCUCAGCCUGGGCAAGCUGCCCAGCCUCAGGGGCUUCCGCGAGGGAGACAUCAGAUUCGCGCCGACCUUCAAGUAUGUCCCCGGCUCCAGCACCUUCAGCGACAAGCGCUGCCCAGCGUGGACCGACAGGGUCGUCUUCAAGGCCGCCAGCGGGGUGGACGUGGAGCUGCUGGAGUACGACUCGUUCCCGCAGAUGAUGCACACCAGCGACCACCACGCCAUCGCGGCGCAGUUCUUCGUGGCGGGGGCAGGCAGCGUCGAGUCGGGCCUGCCCCCCUCCAGUAGGCAUAUGCAAAAACAGUCAAAAAAACAGCGCGGUGACGAUUUUGCAUUUUUACACACACACACAUAUAGAUAUAUAUAUAUAUAUAUACAUAUAUAUGUAUCUGUAUGUAUAUAUAUAUAUAUAUAUAUAUAUGGCGCCGCCUCGGAGGAGCAAAUCGGCCGAAUGGAGGAGGAGGAGGAGGAGGAGGAGGAGGAGAAGGAGGGGGGGAGGAGGAGAGGAGGAGGCACACAUACACAUAUAUCUAUAUACAUAUAUAUAGAUAUAGAUAUACAGAUUCCCUUUUCUAUAUUUGUAUAA